This is a messenger RNA of Coniosporium apollinis CBS 100218, 537 nucleotides long. RefSeq lists its product as uncharacterized. Gene Ontology annotation, cellular component: preribosome, small subunit precursor; 90S preribosome; nucleolus. Bases 1 to 537 code for a protein of 178 amino acids. Lineage: Eukaryota; Fungi; Ascomycota; Dothideomycetes. Gene Ontology annotation, biological process: maturation of SSU-rRNA from tricistronic rRNA transcript (SSU-rRNA, 5.8S rRNA, LSU-rRNA). The transcript has 2 exons. The record is from RefSeq and is a predicted model, not a curated record.
AUGGCACCCAUCAAACCCGCUCGCCCAUCCCAGCGCUCUCGCACAACCCGCCCUUCCACCUCUCUCAAACCCCGUCCCACAUUUGCCACCCCAGACACCACCUUCACCUCCUCCAAAAAAGACAAGCGCACAAUCAAGCACUCCGUCUUCCUCCACAAGAUCGAAAAGACCCACAGCAAAGCCCCUAAGCGGCGUCGCCCCAACAAAAAGCUCGUCGCCGACCUGCAAUCUCUCGCGGACGCGCUGCCAGAUACCAUCGACAACGAGGACGGUGGAGCGGAGGAGACGGUCGUAGGACAGGCGAGGAUACGACAUAAGAGUCUGAAGAGUAGGCCGGGGGCGAUGAAGAGGAAGGAGAAGCUGGAGAGGGCGGAGAGGGAGAGGUUUGGGAGGAACAUGGCACAGAUGGCGGUUGGGCAACAACGGCAAGAAGGCGCCGGGGAGGCUGCGGUUCCAGGGACGGGAAAUAGGUGGGCGGCGUUGAGGGGGUUUAUUGAGGGGACGAUGGAGAAGAAUGCGGCAUUCCAGAAGACGUGA